Molecule: messenger RNA, 2379 nt
Organism: Didymodactylos carnosus
Lineage: Eukaryota; Metazoa; Rotifera; Eurotatoria; Philodinida; Philodinidae
Source: the annotation of a GenBank genome assembly
AUGGCAUCUGCAUACAAAGUGUUUACACAAAAACCACUAGAAAUCAAAACAAAGUCCAUCGAAUCAACAUUGGUGCCACUCGUAACACAGAUUUCAACAUUAAUCAAUUUUAAAGAAAAACCACGCAGUACAACAACAGAUAAAACAUUAAAUGCAAUAAACCGUGUUGGAGACGCUGUUCAUUUAGCUGUUGAACGAUUUGUGUCUGUUGGUGAGGCAAUAGCAAUUGAAAAUCCAGAUAUUAAAGUAGACUUAUUGGAGGCUUGUCAAGAAUCUAGAAAUGCCGGAGAAGCUAUUCAACGUAUCACAUGUGUUGAAUACGAUAAUUCCGGAAAACCAGUCUGUGUUACUAAUCGACAAAGCAUGAUACAAGCAGCUAGAGGUUUAUUAUCAGCAGUGACGAAGGUUUUACUUCUUGCUGAUAUGAUUGUGGUUAAACAAAUAAUAAAUGUGAAGAAAAAAGUUGUCACAACUCUAAGUAGAUUAGAAUCUGUAACAUCAUUUUCCGAGUUUGUAAAAACUUUUGGACAAUAUGGUAAUCAAAUGGUUGAAUUAGCUCAUUUAACAGGUGAUCGUCAAAAUGAUUUAAAAGACGAACGACGACGAUCACAAUUGUCAGCUUCACGAACAAUUCUAGAAAAGUCGACAAUGCUUAUUUUAACUUCAUCUAAGACUUACCUCAGACAUACAGAAUGUGUACAUGCGAGAAAAUGCCGUGAACUUGUUUAUUCACAUGUACGUCGAGCAUUAGACAUGGUUCAAUUGAUUGUCAUUGAUUCAGGAUCAACACAAACGAAUACACCAACAUUAGCAUUACUCUUAGCAAAAAAUGAAAUUAAUUUUGUUAAAGCGAUGAGACAGUUUGAAUAUGGUGUGGAAAUGCUUCAUGUUUCACCAAACUCAACAUCAAAAGAAAAUUUAGAACAAUUGUGUAACAAUACUAUUGAUAAUACACAAGAUUUUACGGAUUCACCCUAUAUUAGCCAUGAACAACGGGAAAAAGUUCUUGAUUACCACAAACGUUUACAGGAUGAGCUAGCGGAAGUUGUGAAAUAUGCAACAGCUGAGAAAACCUUGAUGAAUCGUCAAAAUGAUAUGUUACCAGUGGCAAUAUCAAAUAUUCAACAAACAGCAAGAGAUUUUCGCCGACAGCUUGAAAAUAUGGCAAUGUUUCGAGCAUCCGAAUUCUUUCGUACCCAUGAUGAAGGUGCAUUAUUAAAUGAAAUAAAAACUUACUCUAUUACUGGUCGAAUGGAUCUUCUUCAAGAAUCUUCAGACAGAUUCAAAGAACAAGCUGAUAUAGCGCUUGAACUUAGUAAAUUAUUACGUCAUAUUAGUUCGUGUGAUCAACUACAAGUAUCAAGCGAAUAUCAUGAUAAUAUGUUUCAAAAUUUAUCAGAUAUGAUUAUGUGUGCUUCACAAUCAUUAGCAUCACAUCAAAACAGUCGAGUACCAAAAGAAAAUUUGGAUGUUUUAUGCCGCUUUUGGGAACAACAAAUCAAUAGUUUUUCGGUAUUAGUCAAAGAAAUACAAGAUUUUAUAUCAGGAAAAGGAGAGAAAACUGUUUAUUUGUCGUUACCUCGUCCUGGUAAACAUGGUACAACUGCUCGCAAUACGUUUAAACCAACAAAAUUAGAUUCUGAUGAGCAAGCAAAAAUAGCUAAAGUGGGCUUAGAAAUGAAAUUAGUAACGUCUGAAGUUGAUGCUGAAACAGAAAAAUGGGACGCACCACAAAACGAAAUUGUUAAGCGUGCAAAAAAUAUGUCAAGUAUGGCAUUUUCAAUGUAUCUGUUCACACGUGGUGAUGGCACAUUAAGAACAACACAAGAUUUAUUUACACAGGCAUAUUAUUUCGUUGAAGAAGGUACACGUUUAUGCACAAUUGUUCAAGAAUUUUCAAAUCAGAUACCAAAUAGUAUAGCAAGACAGGAUCUUUUAUCUCAAUUAGAGAAAAUUCCACUUAUGUGCCAUCAACUAAAAUUGAAACUAAAAAUGUCGGCAUUAGGAAAAAAUUCAACAUUUGCAAAACUUGAUACUGUGAUAGGUGAAACAAGAGAUUUGAUGAACGCAGUUGCCAAAUUAGUCACAACGUGUUAUUUAUGUCAGACGACGUACAAUAUGGAUUAUCGCUCAAAUCAGAUAACACAUGAUCCAAUGGUGUCUGAUCAUUACCAGUAUCAUCCGCAUCCAUCCUUAAUAAAUUCUAGGCCACCUCUCUCCUCGUCUAAAUGGCAUUCAGUUUAUCGGAGACAAUCAUUUGAACGAGGUACAAGUUUCGAUAUAAAUGACGAAACAUCGAGUUGUAAAUCCGAACGAGCUCUACGUUCAUCAUCAUUACAACGACCUAUAAAUUAUCUACCAGCUUUUGACCGAAUAUAA